This is a messenger RNA of Grosmannia clavigera kw1407, 318 nucleotides long. Its product is annotated as 50S ribosomal protein 27. Bases 1 to 318 code for a protein of 105 amino acids. Lineage: Eukaryota; Fungi; Ascomycota; Sordariomycetes; Ophiostomatales; Ophiostomataceae. The transcript is spliced from 2 exons. Gene Ontology annotation, biological process: translation. Gene Ontology annotation, cellular component: mitochondrial large ribosomal subunit. Gene Ontology annotation, molecular function: structural constituent of ribosome. The record is from RefSeq and is a predicted model, not a curated record.
AUGAGGGCAUCUGAUAUUCUGCUGCGGCCGUACCGCAAGCUGCGGCUGACGGUCAAAGACAUCAACAAGGGAUACUACAAGGGUACACGUACAGGCUCCAUGGGUCGCCACACAAAGCGCGGUGGCUACGUCAUCGAGUACGAAAAGGUCCGGACCUACGUGGUGCCAGGCCUGACCGAAUUCAAGCUCACUCCAUUUAUCACAAAACGCAUCCGGCCAACAUUCGGUGUGUACCCCGGCUCCGAAGAGGAUAACGCAGGCCCGCGGAGUCCCAUAGCAUAUCUAGCACGGUGGAAGGCAGAAAACGGGCUGGAUUGA